GGUUCUGUAUUUAGAGAAUAUUGGACCAGCAAUGCAGCAAUGAAGCAAUCUGUUUGGUUGAUUUUAGUUAUUGGCCCUGCUGAACUAACUUAAUCAUGGUAAAUGUUACCAGAGUUAUUUACUCAAAGAGUAUACUCACAUCUACCAUUUUGUGUACAUGUGGGCGAGCUGAGCCCUAAUGGCUGCUAAAGUUAAAAAAUGUUUAUCAUGACAUUAAUUAAAAGUUUUAAUGUUAAUGCCUCUUACUGUAAAAGUUUUGUUAGUUAAAUCUGCGUGAGCUACAUUUUGUAAUAUAAGAACGUAUUAUUAUCGAUGUUAAUGCUAAGACUUUUCUCAGGUUGAGAGAAAAGACAAUGAAUCAGCUCUGUUUCAGCUAGACGAGCAGUGUCGUACAUAUGAUGGUUUGCGGAAGACGCAUGAUGCACAGAUAGUAAAAAUUGCUACAGAAGCAGGUCUGCACAUCUUCCCAGACCAGUGGUCCUCACUGCUGUAUGGUGACCAAGAUCACAAGUCUCACAUGCAGUCAAUUAUUGACAAGCUACAAUCACCAGCCUCGUUUUCUGACAGCAUUGAGCAGCUCAUCAUUUCUCUUCAGAGAUCUGGGGAUCCUGCCAAUCUUUGCCAGAUGCAAAAGCAGUUUGAAUUGCUGUCCCAGAUUGAUGCCUCUACAGAAGCAGCAUGUCCAGAGUGGAAUGAGUUAGAACAAGCUAUGAGUUCAGUGUAUUCUGUGGUUCAAGGACUUGUUGAUUUUUUAAAGUCUCCCAACAACAGCAGAUAUAAAUCCAGGAUGUGUCGGAAUCACGCCCGAGGAGGAUGUCCCAAGGGACUUCAUUGCCCAUUUGCACAUUCAGAGGAGGAGCUGAAAUAAUAGGUGUCCUCGCAUUACUUUCCAUAGUAGAAUCUUGUUUCGAGUGGCCGCGCUCUUUUGAUUGGCAAUCCGGGGGAAAUCAGUACAUGAGCCAGCAUUAGUCACCGCAGCUACUGUUAUUGCGUAUGUUCAGAAACCAUUAUUGAAUUGAACGCAGACAUACUCAAACCGGUUUUAGGAUUUCCUAGUCCAGGUUUUUGAUUGGGCGUUCGGUAAAUAAACGCUGACCGACAACGCGCGGGCUCUGGCAAGGGAAUUAGACUCUGGAUAGUCCACUGGGCUACGAUCCUCAGUUAAAAAAGCGUCUUCAUCGAUAUUUGAGUUCUAUUCCAAACGUUUGCCGAGAAGCGAGCAUAUUUAAGAACCAACAGAGAUCUUAAGCGAUUAUUUUACAGUCUUCUGGGCUCAAUAUUAAGUAGUUUGUUAUGGAUUAUAUGAAAAUGAA
Orbicella faveolata is the source of this 1313-nucleotide messenger RNA. RefSeq names its product roquin-1-like. Gene Ontology annotation, cellular component: cytoplasmic stress granule. Lineage: Eukaryota; Metazoa; Cnidaria; Anthozoa; Scleractinia; Merulinidae. Gene Ontology annotation, biological process: ubiquitin-dependent protein catabolic process; protein polyubiquitination; nuclear-transcribed mRNA catabolic process, deadenylation-dependent decay. Gene Ontology annotation, molecular function: metal ion binding; double-stranded RNA binding; mRNA binding. The record is from RefSeq and is a predicted model, not a curated record.